UCCACUCCUCAUUAGCCAGUGAGACCUUUACUAUUAGACUAUAAUAUUAAAUUAGUCCUUUUUUAAAACUGGAUUAAGAGAAUACUUCUUGUGCUCAGAAGUGAAUAGUGUGUGACAGCGCGCGCGUGAGUUGCAUGCGCUGAGACUUUCUAGAGCCGAAAUGAACGCAUAACCAGCAUAGUGCGCAUCGAGAGUCAUUUAGAAAGAGCGCACGGAGAGUCUGUGAGAGUGUGCGCGCGCGCCUGCGUGUUUCAUGGAGUGUUUGUGGAACCCAGUGGACCUUAUGGACGGGAUGAACCGGUCCGAUGUGAGCGACCCCACCGCUGGAUUGUGUAAAAACGGGACCAAGGAUGCAGCGGCACUGGAGACGCUGGCGCUCGGCGUCGAUGUGGACAACGUGGUUGUCCUGCUCGCGUUCGCGCUCAUCUUCGCGCUGGGCGUCCUGGGCAACUCGGUGGUGAUCGCGGUGCUGGCGCGCAGACGUCCCGGAGCGCCGCGUGGCACCACCAACAUCUUCAUCCUGAACCUGAGCGUGGCCGAUCUGUCCUACCUGCUCUUCUGCGUGCCCUUCCAGGCCAUCGUGUACGUGCUGCCCACCUGGGUGCUGGGCGCGUUCCUUUGCAUGUUUACGCACUACUUCUUCACCGUCUCCAUGCUCGUGAGCAUAUUCACGCUCUCUGCCAUGUCCGUGGAUCGCUAUGUUGCCAUCGUGCACUCGCGCAGGUGCUCCGGAGUGCGCGUGGCACGACACGCUGUGCGCGCCAUCGCCGUGAUCUGGGCACUGUCGCUGGCCAUGGCGGGCCCCGUGGCGCACUAUCAGAACAUCAUCAAGUCCAAGGAGAACGUCACGUACUGCUGGGAGCUAUGGCCGAGCGAGCGAGACCGGAAGAUUUACGUGGUGUGCACGUUCGUGUUCGGCUACGUCCUGCCGCUACUGCUCAUCUGCUUCUGCUACGCCAGCGUUUUAAAUCACUUGCGUAAAAAGUUGAAGAACAUGUCCAAAAAAUCAGAGGCAUCUAAGAGGAAGACAGCACAGACAGUGUUGGUGGUCGUGGUGGUGUUCUGCCUUUCCUGGCUCCCUCAUCACAUCAUCCAUCUGUGGGUGGAGUUUGGCUCAUUCCCUUUGAACCAAGCAUCUUUUAUGUUCCGCAUCAUUGCACACUGCCUGGCCUACAGCAACUCCUCUGUCAACCCAAUCAUCUACGCAUUUCUCUCGGAAAAUUUCCGGAAAGCAUACAAGCAAGUGUUCAAAUGCCAGAGCAAGAGGCAUUUAACGAUGUUAAAGGGAGUACGCAGCAAAGCCGAGCCGCCACCAAUCACCAACUGUACCAGUGUUUAAUGAAUACACACUGCAUGUUAAAAUGAAAAAGCAUUUUCUUUCUGAACAUAAUAAAACCUGACCUGGGCUAAGGACCAUGAAAAACAGUUACACUACUACAGUAUAUGUAUAUAAAGCCUCCCUUAUGCAGAGUGUACAGUAUACAAUCCUUACCAUAAUUGUCCUGCCUGUGCUUAAGUGAUGUGAUUUUCCCAGCCUAGUUUCCAUGUCAAUAUCCAUUUUGUAAAAACAACCAUUUAGAGCAUGAGAGGGAUCUCCUGGUGGAUGAGUCAGGAACA
Messenger RNA from Neoarius graeffei (lesser salmon catfish), 1617 nucleotides. Its product is annotated as galanin receptor type 1-like. Lineage: Eukaryota; Metazoa; Chordata; Actinopteri; Siluriformes; Ariidae. Gene Ontology annotation, biological process: G protein-coupled receptor signaling pathway; negative regulation of adenylate cyclase activity; positive regulation of cytosolic calcium ion concentration. Gene Ontology annotation, cellular component: membrane. The record is from RefSeq and is a predicted model, not a curated record. Gene Ontology annotation, molecular function: galanin receptor activity. The transcript has 3 exons. Bases 254 to 1339 code for a protein of 361 amino acids.